AUGUCGACAGGACAACUCUUCUCUCGAACUACACAAGCUUUGUUUUACAAUUAUAAGCAGCUGCCUAUUCAACGCAUGCUUGAUUUUGAUUUUCUCUGUGGGAGGGAAUUACCGUCUGUAGCUGGAAUUAUUAACCCUGGUGCUGAGGGAUUUCAGAAACUCUUUUUCGGCCAAGAGGAAAUUGCAAUCCCUGUGCAUUCGACCGUCGAGGCAGCUUGUGCUGCUCACCCAACUGCCGAUGUGUUUAUCAACUUUGCAUCAUUCAGAAGUGCGGCUGCUUCAUCCAUGGCUGCUCUGAAGCAGCCAACUGUUCGAGUUGUGGCUAUCAUAGCUGAGGGUGUUCCUGAGGCAGACACCAAGCAAUUGAUUGCAUAUGCUCGGGCUAACAAUAAGGUUGUCAUUGGCCCAGCCACUGUUGGAGGCAUUCAAGCUGGAGCAUUCAAGAUAGGUGACACUGCUGGAACAAUUGAUAACAUAAUUGCUUGCAAGCUAUACCGGCCUGGCUCUGUUGGCUUUGUCUCCAAAUCUGGUGGCAUGUCUAAUGAACUAUACAACACAAUUGCCCGUGUAACCGAUGGAAUUUAUGAAGGUAUUGCAAUUGGAGGUGAUGUGUUCCCAGGAUCUACUCUUUCUGAUCAUGUUCUGCGGUUUAACAACAUCCCACAGGUUAAAAUGAUGGUUGUACUUGGGGAACUUGGUGGACGGGAUGAGUAUUCUCUCGUUGAAGCCCUAAAGCAGGGAAAGGUAAACAAACCAGUGGUUGCUUGGGUCAGUGGAACUUGUGCGACGCUCUUUAAAUCAGAAGUACAAUUUGGUCAUGCUGGUGCUAAAAGUGGUGGUGAGAUGGAGUCUGCUCAAGCAAAAAAUCAAGCACUAAAAGAUGCCGGAGCUGUUGUUCCCACUUCAUACGAAUCUUUUGAGACUGCAAUUAAGGAAACAUUUGAGAAACUGGUUGAAGAAGGGAAGACUACACCUGUAAAGGAGUUUACGCCUCCACAAAUCCCGGAGGAUCUUAACAUUGCAAUCAAGAGUGGAAAAGUCCGGGCACCAACUCAUAUUAUUUCUACCAUCUCUGAUGACAGAGGUGAGGAACCAUGCUAUGCUGGCGUGCCAAUGUCUUCCAUUGUUGAACAGGGUUAUGGUGUUGGUGAUGUCAUCUCUCUUUUAUGGUUCAAGCGCAGCCUUCCACGUUACUGUACCCAUUUUAUCGAGAUAUGCAUCAUGUUGUGCGCCGACCAUGGUCCCUGUGUCUCUGGUGCUCACAACAGUAUAGUAACUGCAAGGGCAGGAAAGGACCUAGUUUCUAGCCUUGUCUCAGGUUUGCUCACAAUUGGUCCCCGAUUUGGUGGUGCCAUUGAUGAUGCAGCUCGGUACUUUAAGGAUGCUUAUGACAGGGGUCUAACACCCUAUGAGUUUGUUGAAGACAUGAAGAAGAAAGGAAUUCGUGUUCCCGGUAUUGGGCACAGGAUCAAGAGAGGGGACAACAGGGAUAAAAGAGUGGAGCUUCUACAGCGGUUUGCUCGAACACAUUUCCCUUCUGUAAAAUAUAUGGAGUAUGCUGUUCAAGUCGAAACCUACACUCUUUCAAAAGCCAAUAACUUGGUCCUUAACGUCGAUGGUGCAAUUGGGUCCCUUUUCUUGGAUCUGCUUGCAGGCAGUGGAAUGUUCACUAAACCAGAGAUUGAUGAGAUUGUUGGGAUUGGCUAUUUGAAUGGACUCUUUGUGUUGGCACGUUCCAUUGGUUUGAUUGGGCACACCUUUGACCAGAAGAGAUUGAAACAGCCUCUAUACCGUCACCCAUGGGAAGAUGUUCUCUACACCAAGUGA
Dovyalis caffra is the source of this 1827-nucleotide messenger RNA. Lineage: Eukaryota; Viridiplantae; Streptophyta; Magnoliopsida; Malpighiales; Salicaceae. The record is from the annotation of a GenBank genome assembly.